This is a messenger RNA of Xyrichtys novacula (pearly razorfish), 3537 nucleotides long. NCBI's taxonomy places the organism in Eukaryota, Metazoa, Chordata, Actinopteri, Labriformes, Labridae. The record is from the annotation of a GenBank genome assembly.
ACGGAAGCCCGUAGAGGACGAUUACGAAAGCAGGAAGACAUGCGGAGGGGAAAUGUGGCGUGCUUAUAUCUGUCUGUAGAAAACUGGUUUUAAAAUACUCACAGCGUGCUGUAGUGCCGUUUAACGAUCCGUCAAUCAUCUGCCUAUAAUUUCAACGUAAAGUGAAAUGUUUAAUUGAUCGCUGCGGAAGUUUUGGAUCAAGGUCAGGUGUGUGGAUGAAGAGCUCAGCCUCGAGCUCGGGUAUAAAUCUAUAAACCUAUUGCAGUCAGACAGACGGGAGAUGGCCGGGCUGAUCAACUUUGAGGAUGAGAAGGAGGUGAAGGAGUUUCUGGAUAAUCUGGGGGUGGAGUACAGCUUCCAGUGCUACAAGGAGAAAGACCCUGAAGGUAACACGAACACCAUACACUCACUGACAUUAGAUGAGACGUUCACGUGCAGAUAUAGAAGGCAUGUUGUUAAUUUUGUGUAAGAUCUGUGUGUGUUUUAUGUUUUGUCCUCUCAGGCUGUCAGAGGCUUGCAGAUUACCUGGAAGGUGUGAAAAAAAACUUUGAGGGUUCAGCUCAGGUGCUCAAACACAACUGUGACACAAACGGACACGGAGAGAGCUGCUACAAACUGGGGGCUUAUCACGUGACUGGCAAAGGUAACAGAAAGGUUACUCAAUACAACCACCUCCUGCAGUACUUCUACAGUUAAUCUACCCCAAUUUCAGAAGUCUAGCCACACUGUAAAAUGUUGAUUUUCAUGGUUUUCCAAGUCAUUUAAAGCAUUUGUAUAUUUGAUUGAAAAUAGAAGGAAAAAAAUAUCAAAUGAUAAAAUUGAAAAAUCUCUGCUCAUUUUAAACGUGAUACCUGCAACACAUUUCAAAAAAUUGUGACAGAGUCAUGUCUCUCAUGAUGUGUCAUUGUCUUUUCUUUCACCAACACUCUUUAAAUGUUGAACAUAGCAGACCAGUUUCUGGAGUUUGGAAAGUGAAAUGUAGUCCCAUUCUUGACUAAUAGAGGAUUUCAGCAGCUCAACGGUUCAGGGUCUCCUUAGUCCUGUUUUUUUGCAUCAGGUCAGGACUGCAGGCAGGCCAGUUUAGCAGCAGGAUUCUUCUACUACAGAGCCAUGUUGUUGUAAUCCCUGCAGAAUUUGGUUUGUCAUUGUCUUUACUGAAUUAUGAAGGUCUUCCCUGAAGCAGUCAUUGUCUGGAUGGCAGCAGAUGUUGCUCCUAAACUUGUAUUGUUCAGCAUUAAGUUUAAAGAAUGUCAUAUUUUGAUUCAGCAGACCUCAGGAACAUUUUCCUCUUCCCCUCAGUUCAUCUUAAAUGGGCUCUGGUCCAGAGAAGUCUCUGGUGUUUGUGGAUCUUGUUUAUAUCUGGUUUCCUCUUUGUAUGGUUCAGUUUUAACCGGCAUUUGUGGAUGAAGUGAUGAUCCGAGUUCACUAACAAUGGUGUUUUGAAGUAAUUUUGAGUCAAUGCAGUGAUUUCCACUACAGAGUACAGUCUGUUUUUAAUGCAGUGCUGCCUGAGGGCCUGAAGAUCAUCCUGUCUUGGUUUUGGUCCUUGUCUUUUUUCUAUAGAGAUUUCUCCAGAUGCUCUGAAUCAUUUAAUGAUGUUGUGUUCUGUAGGUGAUUAAAUCCACUCAUUCUCUCACAUUUUACACCCAGGAACAUUAUUCUGAAACUGUUGAACUAUCAGCUCACUCAGGCCCUUACAGAGUACUGUUCCUCUUUCCUUCUGAAAGACUCUGCCUCUCUGAAUGUCUUUUUUAUACUCAGUCAUGUAACUAACCUGUUGCAUGUGUAGGUUCUCGUUCAUUCAGGUCAUGGUUAACCUGUUGUAAAUUAACCUCAUUAAUUAAAUUGCUUACGUGGAUGUUUUCUGUUUACACUCAGGCCUUGUCUAAUACUUCACAAUAACCACCUUUCUUAAAAAUGCAUGAGAGGAACAGUCACUUAAACCAAUAAAAAUCCUUUCUCAGUCAGAGAAAGAGGUUGUAAUGAUCAUUUUUGGACUGCUCCUUACAGCACUUGUAACUAAGUCUUUUAAAGGUGUGUUCUUGUUACCCAUCUGUGUGUGUGUUGUGGCUCACCAGGAGGAGUGACGGAGUGUCUGAAAACGGCGUACUCGUACUUCAUGCGUUCCUGUAAAGCUGGAGGGAAGAAGUCCACUGAUGCCUGUCAUAAUGUGGGUCUGUUAGCCCAUGACGGUCGAGCCACAGGGGGAGAACCUGACCUCUCAGCUGCUCGAGAGUACUACGAGAAGGCUUGCGCGGGAGGUUUUGCCCCCUCCUGCUUUAACCUCAGUGCGCUGUUCAUCGAGGGGAACUCUAAAGGCCUGAGUCCCAACAUGACUCAGGCCCUGCAGUAUGCUAACAGAGCGUGUGAGUUGGGACACGUGUGGGGAUGUGCUAACGCCAGUCGUAUGUACAGACUGGGAGACGGCACUGAGAAGGACGAGAAGAAGGCGGAGGAUCUGAAGAACCGAGCCAGAGAGCUGCAUGGGUUAGAGAGGGAGCGGCAGCUCAAGUUUGGAGAGUGAACUGUGAUGAGGAUUUAUUAGGAGUGCAUUUACUUUAGGAUCUUUGUAUGCACAUGUCUAAAUGCGUGUUUGUGUGUGUGUAAAGAUUAACCUGAUUAGGAUUUGAAAUGUUGGGGACAUCUCUUAUUAAAGAAAAGGAUGCUUCGAUGUUGAUGGUGCAGUUCAGAGAGUUGCUUUAAGUAUGUUUGAAGGUUAAAGCCAAAUAUGAAAAACAUCAUUUCAAUCUCAGAGCAAUAAAAAGUUUGUUUAUAUAAGGGAGUUUUACAUUGAUCUGUGAAAGUCUUGAUAUAGGUUAAAGGCAUAUUAAAACACAAACUGAUAGAGUUAAAUUGAAGUUUAAAGCUCCUGUGAGGAUUUUUUAGGCCUCUUUUAUGAGCACAAAACACAGAAACCACCACUGAGAAGAAUUUUACCUCUAAAGAUGUUUUAUUUUAUACACAGGAUAGAAGACAUUUUUUAAAUGUUUAUAUAACACACUUAAAUUCAUAUGAUGGAUUUUUAUGACAUAAAAAAAGCAAACAAGACCACCAGGAAUGAAAUUUGCCGUUUUGAUGCAGUAGUUUUUUAAUGCCAGAAACAGGUGUGAGUGGGUAGGCGACAGCAAAGCAGCUACAGAAACAGCAGUGUUUUUUCAUUUUUUCAUGUUAAAUAUUAUUGAUGAUACAUACAGUCCUGCUAUUCUUCAAGAACCUGACAAACAGAAAACCUAUUCUUCUACUCAGUAAGAUGUAAGGUAUAUAUUUAUCCAGAUUUGAAUAAGAUUUUUCACAAACAUUUUUUUAAGAGGACUAAAAAUCCAUCAGAUCACUCUAGUGGAGAUCAUGUAUUAAUGGUCUAUUUUUCCAUUGAGUCCAUUAUUAGAUUCUACCUAAUUUUCAAUGUUUGAUUCAAAUAUUGAUAAAAUUUACACUGAAAAUAUUCUUAUUGAACAUAAAUAUUGAAUAGUCUUAGCGUUUACUUUUUUCAGCAUCUACACACUUUCUUUAUCUACUCUUGCAAUGCAUCAUAAACAC